GAUGUUCGAUUUUCGAAUUUCAACGGAAAACACUUGAUUGGGUUGAUUUUGGCAACUUGAAAACGAUUUUCAUGAAUGUGUAUUUUUGUGGAAUAAGCAUGGAUAUUAUUAUAAAUAUAAAUUAAAACUGUCUUAGUUACCAUGGAACCUUCGAAGGAGGCUAUUGCAGUGCGGAUCACCCGCCUCAAUCGCCAAAUCUUGGGCAAAGUGACCAGUGGUUCUAGCAAACUGAACAAAAAGACAAUAGAUCGUGAAGCUCUGUUGGAUGCCCUUACAGUUCUUUAUGAUGAGUGCAAUGAUGAUCCAGUUAAGAAAAGCGACGACCUUGUUAAAACCUUUGUGGACAGAUAUCGCAGUACACUUGCCGAAUUACGCAGAACUAGAGUAUGUCUCUCAGAUUUUGAGAUUUUACAAACUAUUGGCAGAGGCCACUUUGGUGAAGUCCAUAUGGUCCGAGAGAAAGAGACAAGCGAUGUGUAUGCAAUGAAGACCAUGCGCAAGGAGGAGGCUCGCAAGAGAGCCACCACUGAGGACGAGCGAGAUGUGCUGGCGAACGCCAACGGGCCCUGGAUGCCACGCCUGCAGUAUGCUUUUCAGGACAACAGCAACCUGUACCUAGUAAUGGAGUUAUGCUCUGGCGGCGACCUGGCCGGGCUGCUGGCGCGCCGCAGCCAGCCGCUGGCCGAGCGCGACGCCGCCUUCUACGUGGCCGAGACCGCGCACGCGCUCAAGGCGCUGCACGGCUUGGGCUACGUGCACCGGGACAUCAAGCCGCACAACAUCUUGCUGGACAGAUGCGGGCACGUGAAGCUGGGCGACUUCGGGUCGUGCGCGCGGCUGGCCGAGGGCGGCGCGCUGGGCGCGGGCACGGCGGACUACGCGGCGCCCGAGCUGCUGGCGGCGGCGGACUGCGCGCGCCGCCACUCAGUCUGUCUCGCGCUCUGCCGCGGCAUCGCCGCCAACGCCAUUUCGGCGUGCGACUACUGGUCCUUGGGUGUGGUGGCGUUCGAACUGGUCACGCUAAAGCGGCCGUUUUCCACCGGGGAGGAAGACUCUAUUGCUGAAAUUCUUGCCAAUAUACAAAAAUACGAGCGCGAACCAGACGCAGAGCCGCCGUUCGAGCCGGCCCCGAAUGGGCCGUCCGCCGCCUGGCGCUCGCUAGUGGCGGGGCUGCUGCGCGUGGCGCCGGCGCGCCGCUACAACUACCUCGACACGCUGCAGCACGCCGCGCUCGCGCACGCGCACCUGCACUCCAUCCGCGACCAGGCGCCGCCGUGGGUGCCGACGCUGCGGGGUGCGGAAGACGCGGCGUACUUCCGCGCGGAGCCGCGGGACGCGCGCCCGCCCUCCGCCGCGCCCUUCCGUUCCCGCCCGCCCUUCGCCGGACAGCUGCCGUUCAUUGGAUACUCGUAUGUAGCACCAGAAGAAAAUGAAGAUAGUCACAGUGGAGGUUUCAACGCUUCACACGACUGUACUGCUAUAGAUUUGGCUACGUUCAAAUCAGCAGAAAAACUAGCAGCGAUGCGUGGACGAGAAAUAGCAUCACUUCAAAACAAACUGGCUGCGGCAGAGGCGGCGGCGGGCGCGGCGGCCGAGAAGACUCGUCGCGACGCCGACGCCGAGGCCGAGCGGACGCGCGCCCGGCUACAGGCCGAGAUCACGGCGCUCAGCUUGCAGAACACCCGCCUCGAACGCCAAAUCGAAGUCGAAAAGGAAGAGCGGAUGGCUCUCCAGCGAACCAACCAGGAACUUUCCUCUGGUUUAGCCGAGCGCUCGGCGGCCGAAUUAGCGGCGGCGCGGGCCAACGCGGCCUUGCUGCAGGCCGAGCGGGACAGCCUGAGGGACUGCACGCGGAGGCUGGAGGCACGGGUAGCGGAAUUACAGGCAGAGUGCGCCCGCGCCGCUUCGGCGGCUGAUGAAGCUAGGGUCCAGCAUAUGCAUUAUAAGGACUCGGUAGCUAAAGAACGCGCGUUACGUCGUCAAACCCUCACCGGAGGAGAAGUUGAAAGCCGUGAGAUGGCGGCUCGCUUGGCAGCGGCCGAGGCGGCUACGGCCCGAGAAGUGAGAGCGCGCGAACAAGCCGCCACUCGUCUUGCAGACUUAGAGGAUGAAUACGGAACGCUACAGGCCGAGCAGUGCGCGUUGCAAGCUGAAUUAGACGACGCGAGGACUGAGCUUGCUGCUGUUAAGAUGGCGGCUCGCUUACCAGCGGCUGAGGCGGCUACGGCCCGAGAAGUGAGAGCGCGCGAACAAGCCGCGAACCGCUUAGCCGACUUAGAAGAUGAAUACGGAACGCUACAGGCCGAGCAGUGCGCGUUGCAAGCCGAGUUGGACGACGCGAGGACUGAGCUUGCUGCUGUUAAGAUGGCGGCUCGCUUGGCAGCGGCCGAGGCGGCUACGGCCCGAGAAGUGAGAGCGCGCGAACAAGCCGCGAACCGCUUAGCCGAUCUAGAGGAUGAAUACGGAACACUACAAGCUGAGCAAUGCGCGCUGCAGGCCGAGUUGGACGACGCGAGGACGGAACUUGCUGCUGUUAAGGAAUCUAUGAAAGACAAACAACACUCAGUGGACUCGUCUGCAAACUACCUGAAGGAAGCCCAGCAACAGUUGGCGCAGGAACGCGUGCGCAGCUCGUCUCUGCAGGCGCAAGUCAAGGAAUUAGAGCGAGGGCUGCAAGAAGCAGCACGCCGGGAGGCAUCUUUAGAAGAGCAGUGCUCGCGCACCGAAGCGCGUCUCAACGAGCGAUUGGACGCGGCCGAGACACGCGUGGCCGCCGCCGUUGGCGACGAGGCCCGUCACCGGGAGAAGGUGAACACCCUAGAGCAGCUAGUCCGUCAGCUCGAGCGCGAAGUCAGCGCAUUAGAAUCACGCGGCUGCGCGCAGUGCGCGGCGCGCGCCGACAAGCACGAGGAGGCCGCCAGCGACACCGAGAGUCACGAGGAAGCCGCCAGCGACACCGAGAGCGUCACCGACGCUGCCCAUGCACAGCUGGCGCUCCUCAAGGAGCAGCUGGAGCGGGCUGAGAACCAGUUGCAGGCUCGCGCCGAAGAAAUGGCCAAUCUACGUCAAGAAGCCAGAACUGCGAAUCUUGCAAGGUGGCGAAAGGAACGAGAAUACAACGACCUGUCAGUAGAAGCGAAGUCCGCCGCGCGCGAUCUCAAACGCCUUGAAGAACGAUUGUCCCAUGCUACGGAAGCGCGCAGGACGGCUGAGCAGAAAGCCAGCAGUUUACAGAACGAACUGGCGACUCUGAAGCCGCAAUACGAACAGGCUAGCAAGGAGGCUGAGAGGGCCAAGGAACAGCUGGAGAAACUGAGGAAGGCACAUGAAACUGCGGUGGCUGAAGUCGACAGAUCGCGCAACGACAUUCGCAAGCUGAAGAGCGAACUCCAAUACAGCGAGAAGCGGCGACUGCACGCCGAGGAAGAAGAGGAACUGUCAAGUCGCGAGCGCGCGCAACUCCGCGACGAACUCAACCAGUUGCGCGCGCAGACCAAUGACGUCAUGCAGAACAACAAAGCUCUCCAAGAAGCAUGCAGUCUACUAGAAGAGCAGUUGACAGAUUUGGAGAAAUUGGCCGAUAUUCACGAAAUAAAGAACAAAGAUCUUGAAAACGAAACCCAGCGCCUCCGUUCAGAGCUGGAGGCGUGUCGCUCGCGCCUGCAAGAGGCGGAACAAUUAGCAACUGAGCGUGGUACCGCCGCGUCUCUGGCGGCGCAGAGCGGCGGCGAGGCGCGCGACCAGGCCCGCCACGCGCACUGCCAACUGCAGCUGCUGCGGGAGCGCCUAGAGAGCCGCGAAGGGCGCGUGGCCGAGCUGGAAUCCCGCGUGGCAGCACUAGAGGGCGAGCGCUCAGCCACGGACGCAGCGCUAAGUAGCGCGCUGCGGCGCGUGCGCGACCUGCAGGAAGAGAGCAGCGCGCUGCGCACGCGCGCGCACGACCACCACGCGCACGCGCUGCAGCUGCAGGCGCAGCUGGCCGACGCGCAGGAGGAGUUGUCGGCGGCGCGCGAGGCGGCGGAGGCGGCGGCGGCGUGGUGGCGCACGCGCGAGACCAAGGCCGACGCCACGCUGCGACAGCAGGCCAAGCUCAUCGACUUCCUGCAGGCAAAAGUAGAAGAGGCCGGUCGGAAAAAAUGUUCGUUGAGCAACAAACUCUUCGGACGGUCCGGGCGGAGAUCUGCCGCGUCACCGCCCCUUCGCCGGGCUAACAGGGAACUUCGCGAAGAAGUAGAAAGGCUACGAGCAAAACUCGCUUCAAGAAAUGGCGAAGUCGAAUAUCCUCCAACUCCUAGAAGAGAGAAACCAAAAUCUGCAGUAAAUGGAAGGAAAAGCAUAGAUACGCCAGACGGACCUCAAGAUAAUAAUACCGUUCAAGUCGUUUGGUCGGACGGGGUUCGUGAGCGGGCACGUGCACGAGUAUCGGGCGCGGCGCUUGUACUGGUCAGCGGCGAGCAACAACUGCGGGCCAAACUACUCGCGCCAGAUGCCGGCGACCUGCCGCAGAACGAGGCUAACCGAGCUUUUAUUGUAAAAAUGGAAAGUCCAGCCCGAUGCGAGCGCGCAGCUAUAGUGUGUGGCAGCUUAGAAGACCGACGAGCGUGGUUAUCUCGCCUGCAGCCCGCGCCCGCGCCGCCCGGCUACCACCCGUCCUCGCUGUGCCUGUUGGAUACCGAACCCGCUGCUGCCCUGCACGUCGCUGUCAAUGCUUCUCAAUGCCCUGCUGAAAUGUUAUUAAAAACCAAAUAUGUAACCGCCUCUGAUGCAUUGACACAAGUCGCUUACAUUAAAAUAAUGUUUUUUAUAGGUUGCAUAGACGGCUUGCACUCACUCCGCGGCCCGAUUCGCCUGGAGUUCGAAUCCGACGUGUCUCCACCACGCCUAUCGUCGCAGCCCUCGGUUCAGAGUAUGGCGGCAGCUAACGGGCGCGCAUUACUCGUGUACAACGGCGCGCUAGUACACGCGGGAUUGUUAGCGUUGGGCUCGUCGCUACGCCGCUCCAGCAACCUCAAGCCUACUGUGGAAGUCAGCAAAGUGCGUCUGCCGGAUACCACACCUCCGCAUUUGGUUAAGGCGAUAUCGAGUGAUAUAAUGGAAGGUCCGUGCGCAGUGGUCGCGUGUGGCCGACGAGUGUUCCUCCUCCGCUUCGAUGCUUCCACCACGGAGUUCAGGAUCGCGCGAUCCCUUACCGUGGACCGCGCGCCGUCUUCGCUCCUGCUCACAUCGCGCGCUCUCUACAUCGCCGGCGAGAAGCCACUAAAGGUUCUUCUACCCUCCGGCGCCCUCGAAGCCUUCGGAAUGGAAGAACCCAUCAUCGCGGCGGCAGCUAGGAAACACUCGCCCCCCAAAGCGAUUCUCUUGGUCCGCGAUAAGCCGACCGAAAUCCUCCUCUGCUACGCGGAAUGCGGCGUGUUCGUCGACGAAAACGGGCGGCGCACGCGCAGCGAAGACCCUAAAUGGAGUUCCGCGGCGCGCGCCUGGGAGUAUGUGCAUCCUUUCCUGUACGUGGCGGGCGACGACCGCGUCACCGUGCUCUACGUCACCGACGACGUGUUCCGCGCGCCGCCCUGCACCUGCGACACCGCGUCCCUCGCCUCCACCGCCUCCGAGUGCUACAUGCCCGAGAUAUUCAACCUGAAGGUCAACGAACCCGCGCUGCUCGGGACCGCGCCCAACGGAGUCAUAAUCCGAACGAAGGACGAAGAGGGCCAUCGCGUGUCGGUCGUGGAGGGAAUGGCCGCCUUCAAGAGUGUCGGCGCGUCCGUGGAGUCUCUCGAAACUAUCUCAGACUCGAAAGGGUCGUCGACCGACUUGGCUCAGUCGAUAACCGACCUGACGACCCCGCAGGAUGUCUCCCAAGAGAGCGUGGAGGUCACGUCGGGGUUCCUGGCCGAUAUCCGAAAACGUGCCCGGCAGCUUCGAAACAAACACCGCAAGGAGCGGACGCCCGAUGACGUCAUAAAAGAAAUCCUCACCACCGAGGUGGGUCUGAAGCGUUCUUACACGAGCGGGAGAAAGUCCCCCGCGACCGUUUCGGAAUUCGACUCGGACUCCACUGAGAGCGAGGAAAAAACGGAGUCGCCCAAAGGAACCGCCGAUUUGUGUGCGGAGAUGUUCACGAGGCAAGUUCGAUUUCAGUAAUUCAAUACCGCCCUUUUGUAGCAAUUAAGCCUAGACUCAGACCACCGAUUUUUUGUUGGCCGAUAGUUCAGUCGGGCAAUUAAUCAGUAGGAGCAUUGAGCAUGUAUGGAAGUGCGCACAUUACACCGAUUGAUUCUUCAUACAAAUUAGAAUCGGGCCCAACUAUCGGCCGACUAAAAAUCGAUGGUCUGCGCCUUGCUAAAACUUACCGAAAUAUUUUUAGUCAGCAUUAACCAUAAAAUGUAGUCAUAAUACCUACCCAUAAGUGAUAUACAUAAUAUUUUUUUUAGUUCAAACUCAUAACCAUUAUAACUUAAUAAUAUUUGAGAGUAGAAACUUACCCAGGCUUAGCCAUUUUUGUAUUGGAUCUCUAAAGCUGAUAAUUUCAUGCUCAAUAAUUAAAAUUGAAAGUCCGAUUGCCAGGAACUUUCGUUUUAAGUACUUCUAUUUUAGGUAAAACUAGUUUCAUUGUGUAAUUGAUGUAAGGUAAUUUUAUUUAUAAGUAUUUAUUGUUUGGGAUUUAACAUUUAGUGAGUAAUUUUGAUGACGAGAAAUAUUGUCUGCUUUGACAUAACAACAAAGUAUAGGGAUGAGUUUUUACUUCUCAAUGCCUGUCUUCCCGUAGGCGGAAAAACGCCCAAGGCCGUUUGUAUUCAUCCGUUUUUUCACCGGACGACGGACCGUCAAAAACCGGUUAUCCAUUGUUUGCUGUCAAUCUUCUCGCCGGACGUAAGUCCGAUGCAUGUGCACACGUUCAUUAUAAACCAUACACCACCGCUAUCAGCCGAAAAAAUCGGGCCGUAGUCCGGUCAAAAAUAUUUACAAGCAGCCCAAGGCUUUUAGUUCAACAUUAAUAUUGUUUUUCAUAUAUCUUAUAUGAUCCACUUUAACACACUCAAUAGACCAAUACAAUUUUAGACUAUUUUGUACAUGGAAAAAUGUUAUUACAUAAAACAAUUUAUUACUACUAUUAUAAAGGUAGGUACCUAAGUGUAUCCUAUUUAGGAAGUUGACCGAAUUGAAAAUUAAUUGUUUCAAGGUAUUAUUAUUGAUGUAUUAGUUAAUAUUUCUUAUACUGUGAUUUGCUAUUAAUUUUAACUGAUGUUAAGAUUUAGUUUUAACUUUUUAUUUGUAUAACUUUUAAGUCUAAAGAGAGGUAAAUACAAAACGUAUGGCUCUCUGUUUGCUAAGUCGUUUGAAUGUAUGGGUUUAAUAUAAGCAAUGUUUGUUAUGUAUGUAUGACAUGUUAUAAAUAUAUAUUUUUACACAUAGUCUGAUUU
Messenger RNA from Ostrinia furnacalis (Asian corn borer), 7421 nucleotides. Its product is annotated as citron Rho-interacting kinase. Lineage: Eukaryota; Metazoa; Arthropoda; Insecta; Lepidoptera; Crambidae. The transcript has 33 exons. Gene Ontology annotation, biological process: actomyosin structure organization; peptidyl-threonine phosphorylation. Gene Ontology annotation, cellular component: cytoplasm; cytoskeleton. The record is from RefSeq and is a predicted model, not a curated record. Gene Ontology annotation, molecular function: ATP binding; protein serine/threonine kinase activity. Bases 142 to 6141 code for a protein of 1999 amino acids.